AUGACAUCUACUUACGGAACCCUCUGGCCUUUAACAGGCAAUUGGAAUCCAGACAUUGCGUAUCGCUAUGGAUGGGCCUUCUCAUGGGAUGCGUACAAGAAGUCUCACCCUCAACUUGACCGCUUACCGUUCAACACCAUUGGAUCAGUACUGAAGAACGAUACCGUCUACCCCGACAACCCGCAUCUCGGGGUCGCCUACACCGAUCAUCUCGACGCAGGUGACUACACCUUCUCGUGGACUAUCCACAACAGGCCUUGGUGCGAACUGGUGUCUGGGGGCUCUGAAUACUGGGCGAACGUCAAAGUCGCCAACAGCACAUUCGGAUUUACCGUGGAAUCGGGAGCGCCAACGCCGACCUUUACCAGGACAUACGAUGGCCCCGAUAACCUAAGCAGUACGAUCCUAUCAUGUGCAGUGACGGUAAAUGCGACUGUUACAUCUGAGCCGUGCCGGGCGACAGUCAACGACGCACUGGAAACGAGCAUCUCGAGUCGACUUCACUGGGGAGCCUACGCAACAGCGUCGACUACUGUUUCAGGAAAGACAUCUGCCGGCUCACCUAUGCAGGCGUCGUGGAUGCUCUCAUUCUUAACUACCAUCAAGGCCCACUUAACGUUUCCAUAUUCACAUGAAGCUGAAUGGCUAGUUGUUUCAAGGCCCUCAACUGUAUUUGUCACUUCGUUGUUGACCGUGAAAAGGCUGAGACAAGUUUGGAACUAA
Messenger RNA from Colletotrichum navitas, 723 nucleotides. RefSeq lists its product as uncharacterized. The coding region runs from base 1 to 723 and encodes 240 amino acids. Lineage: Eukaryota; Fungi; Ascomycota; Sordariomycetes; Glomerellales; Glomerellaceae. The record is from RefSeq and is a predicted model, not a curated record. The transcript is spliced from 3 exons.